Vicia faba (fava bean) is the source of this 1524-nucleotide messenger RNA. The record is from the annotation of a GenBank genome assembly. NCBI's taxonomy places the organism in Eukaryota, Viridiplantae, Streptophyta, Magnoliopsida, Fabales, Fabaceae.
AUGCCUUCAGGUGGGGCAGUGGCUUAUGAUAAUAUGAGCCCCUCCGUCUUCAUCCUCUGGCUUGUCACUGUCCCUCUCCUUCUCCACCCUGCCCUUUCCAACCCUCUAGGUUAUUUUAUAAACUGUGGGGGCAUAAAUGAGGUAACGGUAGACAGUCUAAAAUAUAUUCCUGAUGGAAGCUACAUAAAGGUUGGAACCGUCGCCACAAUCAACAAACCAGACUUGUUGCCAACACUGUCCACGUUGCGUUACUUCACCAACACGUUAUCUAAAAAAUAUUGCUAUUCAUUUCCGGUUAUCAAAGGAAACAAAUACCUUGUCAAGACGGUAUAUUAUUAUGGAGAAUUCGAUGGAGGGAAACAGCCACCCGUGUUCGAUCAAAUCGUUGAAGGGACGAGAUGGAGCAUUGUUAAUACGACAGAAGACUACGCGAAAGGUCUUAGUUCGUAUUAUGAGGUUGUGAUUGAGGCGUCUCACGGGAAGAGGUUGAGUGUGUGUUUGGCUAGGAAUAAACAUACUGGUAGCUCAAGUCCAUUUAUCUCUGCCUUGGAGGUUAAGAGUUUGGAUAAUUCUUUGUAUAAUCCUACUGAUUUUCACAAGUAUGCUCUUGUAACUGUUUCCAGACAUUCAUUUGGAAGUGAAGAUAUCAUUAGUUUUCCAGAUGACAAAUUUAACCGGAUGUGGCAACCAUUUAAUAAGGACGAGAUUCCAGUUGUGGCAAGCCAAACAAAUGUAACAUCUACGGACUUCUGGAACCUCCCUCCAGCUAAAGUAUUCAUGUCAGGAAUAACCACUAGCGAAGAAAAAACACUUAAACUUGAAUGGCCACCGGUGUCCCUUCCAAGUUCUUACUACUACAUUUCCCUAUAUUUUCAAGACGACCGAAAAUCAAGCCCUUCUAGCUGGAGAACCUUUGAUGUUUCUAUUAACGGUCACGCUUUUUACUCAAAUCUUAAUGCCACAAAUAAGGGUGUCACAGUUUAUGCUGCACAAUGGCCACUUUCCGGACAGACCCAAAUUACUGUGACACCUACCGGUGGAAUACCUUAUGCACCUAUUCUCAAUGCUGGAGAAGUUUAUCAGGUUCUUCCCCUCGGCGGGCGAACUCAAACUAGAGACAUAAUUGCAAUGGAAGAUUUGGCUAAAAGCAUUCAAGCUCCACCUCGCGAUUGGAACGGUGAUCCUUGCCUCCCUAAAGGGAAUUCAUGGACUGGAGUUACAUGCUCAGAUCAAUUUGUUGCACGAAUCACCUCAUUGAAUUUAACUAACGCUGGCCUGAUUGGGACUCUUCCUCCGAAUAUUGGCAAUUUAACUGCUCUUUCUCACCUUUUGCUUGCGGGGAACAAAUUCUCGGGCACUAUCCCUGAUUUGAGUGAAUUGCAAGAGUUAGAAACUUUGCAUUUGGAGAAUAACAACUUUGAAGGACCACUUCAUCCAUCCAUUAAGAAACUUCCAAAACUGCAUGAGAUUUCUUCUGAUUUCCAAAAUAAUAAGGUUGAUGGGAAAGCUACCAAACACACUUAA